Molecule: messenger RNA, 7133 nt
Organism: Nymphaea colorata (pocket water lily)
Lineage: Eukaryota; Viridiplantae; Streptophyta; Magnoliopsida; Nymphaeales; Nymphaeaceae
Product: DNA polymerase epsilon catalytic subunit A
Exons: 50
Coding region: 134-6829 (2231 amino acids)
Biological process (GO): DNA replication proofreading; leading strand elongation; mitotic cell cycle
Cellular component (GO): nucleus; epsilon DNA polymerase complex
Molecular function (GO): single-stranded DNA 3'-5' DNA exonuclease activity; nucleotide binding; DNA binding
Source: RefSeq, a predicted model, not a curated record
CCUCUUUCUCCAUCCGUCAUCUGUGAAGAAACUUCGCACUGGAGAAGGCAGAAACAUAAAAAGAAGGAGAAGAAGCAAAAACCUUGAUUUUUUGCCUGUUCGGAUCUGCUAGGGUUCUUGGAUCGAUUGGACUAUGAACGGGGAAGGCCGAAGAAGGGAGCGUGCGUCGGCCAGAAGCCAAGCGAGAUCGAAGCUGUUGCGCAAUGCCGAGGAGGAACUGGAGGCGAAACUAGGGUUUGAUUUGUUCUCCGAAGGGGAAACGAGACUUGGUUGGCUGCUUUCUUUCUCGUCUUCGUCAUUGGAAAAUCAAGAUAGUGGUAAAACGUACAGCUGUGUGGAUCUUUACUUUGUUUCACAGGAUGGAUCUACUUUCAAAUCCAAAUACAGGUUUUCUCCUUAUUUUUAUGCUGCAACAAAGGAGACAUCUGAAUUGGAUGUUGAAGCACACCUGAGGAGACGCUAUGAAGGAAAAAUAUCAAAUAUCGAGAUUGUAGAGAAGGAGGACCUUGAUUUGAAAAAUCAUUUGUCUGGCUUACACAAGCAGUAUUUAAAGAUCAGUUUUGACACAGUGCAACAAUUGAUUCAUGUGAAAAAUGAUUUAUUGCAUGUUGUUGAAAGAAACCAGUCAAAGAUUGAAGCAGCAGAAGCUUAUGGAUCAUUGUUCACUUGGAAUAGGCAUGACAAGCAAAGGGUACAUGACUUUUUGGAUUAUAUUAUUGAUCUUAGAGAAUAUGAUGUUCCUUAUCAUGUGCGUUUCGCAAUUGACAAUGAUGUGAGGUGUGGGCAGUGGUACAAUGUUAGUGUUACCAGUACUGGUGUCAUUCUAGAGAAACGGGCUGAUCUUCUCCAGCGUGCCGAAGUCCAUGUCUGUGCAUUUGAUAUUGAGACAACCAAGCUUCCUUUGAAGUUUCCUGAUUCUGAAUAUGACCUGAUUAUGAUGAUCUCUUACAUGAUGGAUGGUCAGGGUUAUUUGAUAAUUAAUAGAGAGUGUGUGGGAAAGGACAUUGAAGAUUUGGAGUAUACACCAAAGCCAGAAUUUGAAGGUCAUUUUAAAGUUAAGAAUGCCAAAAAUGAGAGGGAAUUACUGAUGGUAUGGUUUGGUCACAUGCAAGAAGUGAAGCCUCAUGUCUACGUUACCUAUAAUGGCGACUUCUUUGAUUGGCCAUUCAUUGAAAGUCGGGCUGCAUAUCAUGGGAUCAAAAUGAGUGAUGAGAUAGGAUUUCAAUGUGAUGCUAACCAGGGAGAGUGCCGAUCAAAAUUUGCUUGCCACCUGGAUUGUUUUGCAUGGGUGAAAAGGGACAGUUACCUUCCUCAAGGAAGCCAUGGUCUAAAGGCAGUUACAAAAGCUAAAUUAGGCUAUGAUCCAUUGGAGGUGAAUCCAGAAGAUAUGGUUCGCUUUGCCAUAGAACAACCACAGACAAUGGCAUCAUAUUCUGUCUCAGAUGCUGUCGCCACAUACUACCUGUAUAUGACAUAUGUUCAUCCUUUCAUAUUCUCACUCGCAACUAUAAUACCUAUGUCACCUGAUGAGGUGCUGAGAAAAGGAAGUGGUACACUAUGCGAAAUGCUCCUUAUGGUCCAGGCAUAUAAGGCAAAUGUGAUAUGUCCAAACAAGCACCAGACAGAUCCAGAAAAGUUCCACAACAAUAGGCUUUUGGAGAGUGAAACAUACAUUGGAGGACAUGUUGAAUGCCUUGAAAGUGGUGUUUUCCGAUCUGAUCUUCCAACUAAGUUUCAGCUUGAUCCUUCUGCUUUUGAACGAUUACUUGCCAACCUUGACCGAGAUCUACAAUAUGCCAUAAAAGUAGAGGGCAAGAUGGAGUUAGAUUUAGUUGCUAACUAUCAAGAUGUGAAGGAAUCUAUUGCCGUAAAGCUUGCAAUGUUGCGUGAUGAGCCAAACCGUGAGGAAUGUCCCCUUAUAUAUCAUCUUGAUGUGGCUGCCAUGUACCCAAACAUCAUUCUAACCAAUCGGCUUCAGCCGCCAUCAAUAGUUACAGAUGAAGUUUGUACAGCAUGUGAUUUCAAUCGACCUGGCAAAACUUGCCUUAGACAUCUUGAGUGGGUUUGGCGAGGAGAGACGUUCAUGUCCAAGAAAAGUGAAUACUACCAUCUGAAAAGUCAAAUUGAGUCAGAGCUUGUAGAUGAUGUAGAUGGUGAACCAUCAAAAUCAUUCCUUGACCUCCCAAAAUUGCAGCAGCAGUUGAAGCUGAAGGAUCGUUUGAAGAAGUAUUGCCAAAAGGUAUACAAAAGGGUGGUUGAUAAACCUAUUACUGAACGUCGAGUUGCUGGGAUAUGCAUGCGUGAAAAUCCAUUUUAUGUUGACACUGUAAGAAGCUUUCGAGAUAGAAGAUAUGAAUACAAAGGUCUCAAUAAAACUUGGAAGGGAAAAUUAGCUGAAGCAAAGGCUAAGGGAAACUUGAUGCAGAUACAAGAAGCACAAGAUAUGGUGAUACUGUACGAUUCUCUUCAGUUGGCUCAUAAGUGUAUACUUAAUUCCUUCUAUGGAUAUGUUAUGCGCAAGGGAGCUAGAUGGUAUUCUAUGGAGAUGGCCGGAGUUGUUACCUACACGGGAGCUAAAAUUAUUCAGAAUGCUCGCUUGCUGGUAGAAAAAAUUGGAAGACCACUUGAAUUGGAUACAGAUGGCAUAUGGUGUGCACUGCCAGGAUCAUUCCCUGAGAACUUCACAUUUGUUACAAAAAAUUCAAAGAAGUUCACAAUUUCUUAUCCAUGCGUGAUGCUGAAUGUUGAUGUUGCAAUAAACAAUACAAAUGACCAAUACCAGACACUUGUCGAUCCUGUCAACAAAGUAUACACUACCCAUAGUGAAUGUUCAAUUGAAUUUGAAGUAGAUGGACCAUAUAAGGCUAUGAUACUACCCGCUUCAAAGGAAGAAGGGAUAUUAAUUAAGAAAAGGUAUGCUGUUUUCAAUGAUGAUGGAACUCUUGCGGAGCUUAAAGGCUUUGAGAUUAAGCGACGGGGAGAAUUGAAGCUCAUCAAAGUCUUCCAGGCUGAGGUUUUCGACAAGUUCCUUCACGGGUCAACCUUAGAAGAGUGCUAUGCUGCAGUUUCAUCUGUUGCAAACCGCUGGCUUGAUCUUUUAGAUAAUCAAGGGAUAGAUAUUGCUGAUAGCGAGCUGCUUGAUUAUAUAUCUGAAUCCAGCACCAUGAGCAAAUCCUUGGUGGACUAUGGAGAGCAGAAAUCAUGUGCCCUGACGACUGCAAAACGACUUGCAGAUUUUCUAGGGGAUACCAUGGUCAAAGACAAAGGUCUUAGGUGUCAAUAUAUAGUUGCUUGUGAGCCACAGGGCACUCCAGUCAGUGAACGUGCUAUCCCCGUUGCGAUAUUUGAGACUGAUGCUGAGAUUAUGAAAUUUUACGUGAGGAAAUGGUGCAAGAUCUCAUCAGAUGUGGGUAUCAGAUCUAUAAUUGAUUGGUCCUAUUACAGGCAACGGCUUAGUUCAGCUAUCCAGAAGAUCAUCACUAUACCUGCGGCAAUGCAAAAGGUCUCUAAUCCUGUUCCAAGAGUGAUGCAUCCUGACUGGUUGCACAAAAGGGUUCAAGAAAAAGAAGAUAAAUUUCGACAGAGGAAUAUAACUGACAUGUUCAAUUCAUCAACACAUCGCAAUCUCCCUGUACCUCAUUCCAACCAUCUAUCAGAUCAAGAAAAUCUUAUUGACUUGGAGGACAUGGUUGUCAUGGACAAUGUUUCCUUAACAGGAGGGCAAAGGUUGAUUCAUGGUUGUCAAAAAAAUAGGGGACAUAAAAUUUCUCCACAAACUGUUGUUUCUUCUGCUUGUGAGAAGGAGGAUGGAGGCACUAGCAUGGCACCCCAAGUAUUGAUGGAAUUGCAUCAAAAUGGCAGAUCAAUGGAAAGCAUUGAUAGGAACAUUGAUUACCAUGGGUGGCUUGAAAUAAAGAAGCGGAAAUGGAAAGAAACACGUGAAGGAAAAAAGAGACAGAGGUUAGGUGCUGCUCUGAAACAUCCUGCCCCAACAACUAGUGCAAGCAAGUCACCUUUUGCUAUAAGAAAUCAUAAGCUGGAUAAGCGUGCAAAUGGACUUGUUGCUUACUUCAGGAAUCGAGAAGCAGCACUAUUGCGUUCACAUUGGCAGAUAAUACAACUUGUACCAAGUCCAGAUCUUGGGAAUUUUUUUGCUUGGGUGGUCGUAGAAGACAUAAUGUUUAAGGUUCCACUUAAUGUUCCUAGAGUAUUUUACCUCAACACAAGGGCACCUAUCACUGAAGAAUUUCCAGGGAAGCGUGUUAAUAAGACUCUUCCACAUGCCCGUCCUAGCUUUAAUCUCAUUGAGGUGGUUGUUGGUGAAGACCAGUACAAGAAUGAAAGCAAGAAGCUUGCAGCUCAUAUGGCUGAUCCAGAAGUUGAGGGAUUGUAUGAGACAAAGAUGCCUUUAGAAUAUAGUGCUAUUCUACGGAUUGGUUGUGUAUGCAAGUUGAUCCAGGGUGCCAACAGUCGAGGCCUUGAGGAUGGAUGGAGUCUUGAUGAACUGCUGAUGAAGACCACUACUGAAUGUUCCUAUUUAGAACAUCAAAUGCCAUUCUUUUACUUGUAUCAUAGCAUGUCAGAAGGAAGGGGCAUCUUUGUGAUUUACAUCCCUGCAUCUAGCUCUAUAUCUGUGGUGGUACUAAAUCCCUACCAGAACAAGGAAUUGUCGAUGACUCUGCUGGAAAAGCAGUUCCGAGAAGCUUGCCAAGUUCUUUCUGUGGGUCCAAAUCUUCAAUCGAGUGGAAUCUUCGUUAAGGUGGACUAUGUGGUAUCUAUCAAAGAUGCAGGAAAACUACUGCAGAGAAUUUUAAAUGAGUAUCGGCAUCAGCAUCAUGGCCCUGCUAUCAGUGUCAUUGAAUGUCCAAAAGUUCAGGAUCUAAAGUUUCUGAUACCUACUCUUGAUGAUUUCCCAUGUGUUACUAUUCCAUGCAAUGCUCGAGACAGUCAGUAUCAGGCUCUUGGUUGGCAGGUUGUGGCUGCAAAAACUGCGAUGCAGCGAUGUGCUGCAUCGUCUCAAUGGCUCAAUGAGCGGAUUUCUCUCGCUAGAUAUGCACAUGUACCUUUGGGCAAUUUCGAACAUGAUUGGCUUCUAUUUACUGCAGACAUCUUUUAUUCUAGGGCUUUGCAUGAUGCACAGCAGGUUCUUUGGAUAUCUGACUGUGGUAUUCCAGACCUUGGAGGCCUAUUUGAGGAAGAUGCUAGUUUCAUAGAUGAGAUCCAGCAGUUGGUUAUCACAUAUCCUGGGGCCUACAGAAAAGUGACGGUUGAGUUGAAGAUUCAUCACCUUGCUGUUAAUUCUCUUCUCAAGAGCAGUCAGCUUGAUGAAAUUGAAGGAGGCAUGUUAUUAGGACAUGAGCCAGAUAUGCCUACUGGACCCCCUUUCGUAUAUAGUUCAUCUUGUUUUGAUGAGAUUGCUGCAUGCUCUUCUGCCUUUCGUGUUCUGAAGCAUUUGAUACAGAGAUGCCUUUCAGAUGCUGUUACAUCUGGCAAUGUGUUUGCUGAUGCAAUACUGCAGCAUCUUUACCGCUGGAUUUGCAGUCCGCAGUCAAAACUCCAUGAUCCUACCUUGCAUCGUGUCCUACAGAAGAUUAUGCAGAAGGUGUUUUCACUCCUAUUAGCUGAGUUCCGCAAACUAGGUGCAGUUGUAAUCUUUGCUGAUUUCUCAAAGAUCAUCAUAGAUACAGGGAAAACAGAUAUCUUGGCAGCUCAAGGAUAUUGUGAAUGCUUAUUAAAAGCAUUACAGUCUAGAGAUCUUUUUGAAUGGAUUGAGCUCGAGCCAGUCCGUUUUUGGCAUUCCUUGCUCUUCAUGGAUCAGUACAAUUAUGGAGGGAUUUUAGCUAAGGUUCUUAGCGGAUGUAGUUCCAACAUACAACAGGCAUCUGGUUCGGGAGUUCUGAAUGAUACACAUCUGGACAUUGUCUCAAGCUGGAAUAUUGCUGAAUAUCUGCCAAAGAAAAUUCAGGAUUCGUUCCUUUUGAUUGUCUCUGAGUUUAUCUAUAUACCAUGGAAAUAUGCGAAGGAGCAAUCAGCAAUUAGAUCAGCUUCAAGAGAAGAUAGUUUCUCCACACCUUCAGUCACAGUUGCAGUUGCUCGAACACAGGAGUCUGAUGUUACUGAAUUUCUAAAAGAACAGAUUGGAUCUUACUUCACAGAUAAGCUUUUGAGGAUUGUUAAUGAUAUUAUGUGCCAUCCUAAAGCACAGAAUUUCAGUGGGGAUGAUAAACCUUCUGUUUACAAACUCCCUCAUCUAGGUGGCUCUCAUAUGCAUAUGUGUGAUGCUGCAUUGGAGUUGAUUAAACACAUUUCUGCUGUUUUUGUGCUUGACCAACAUGUUCAACAUGAUGUCCUGGUCAUGAGGAAAAACCUUCUAAGAUUGAUACGUGUGAGGGAGUUUGCUCCAGAGGCACACUUUUGUGAUCCAUGUUUAUCCUUUACAUUACCAAAUGUGAUCUGCAGCUACUGCAAUGAUUGCAGAGAUCUUGAUUUAUGUCGUGACGUGUCACUGCUUGAGAAUGAUUGGUAUUGUGCGGUGCAACAAUGUGGCCAACCUUAUAAUCGGGAAGUGAUGGAAAACGCGCUUCUCCAGAUUGUUCGACAAAGAGAACGACUCUACCACUUACAAGAUCUUGAAUGUACCAAAUGUCGCAAGGUGAAAAAUGCUCAUCUAGCAGACCAGUGUGGUGAAUGUGCAGGAUCAUUCCAGUGCAGAGAAAAUGCCAAUGACUUCUUGAUGAAAAUGCAAGUUUUUCUGAAUGUUGCCAUUCGCCAGAAAUUCCGGCUUCUUGAAGAUUGUACUGCUUGGAUUUUAAGCUUAAGGAAAAAGUGAGAUGUUUAAUAGCAUGGCAUCAUUGUUGACUAGAAGCGAAUUGACAAAUACGGACAUCAUAUCUGUUGUACAUGUAAUGCCUGGGUUGAAUCUGGUUGAGCAUCCCUGGCUCAGAUGUUCUGUCAACUUUAGAAGAAAAGCUUGCCUCGUGUGGAAAUCCUUGAUGCAUUUAGGUUUGUUAUAUUGUUAAAGCUUUAUGCUUCUAUAUUGUACAUAUUAAAUUUAUAAUGCUUCACUGUGUAAAUAUUUGUAUUAUAUCUGUAUUUGUUUACUUGUUGGGAAAUAAUAAAUCUUUAUUAUUUAA